ACACACACACACACACUCACUCAUACUUGACGAAUUAAUGGCGCUUAGAGAGAGGAGAGAGACUUUGGCGGACGCCGGCGGAGGUCCGCCGGAAGUAACCUUGGAGACUUCCAUGGGCCCCUUCACCAUCGAGAUGUAUUACCACCACGCGCCGAGAACCUGCGACAAUUUCGUUAAGCUCGCUCGCAAGGGCUACUACAACAACGUUAAAUUCCACAGAAUCAUCAAGGAUUUCAUAGUGCAAGGCGGCGACCCUACCGGAACUGGCAGGGGCGGCGAAUCCAUCUACGGUAAGCACUUCGAAGAUGAGAUAGAUAGGGAGUUGAAGCAUACAGGAGCUGGUAUCAUAUCAAUGGCGAAUGCUGGUCCGAAUACAAACGGAAGCCAGUUCUUUAUAACUUUGGCACCUGCGCCCUCUCUGGAUGGGAAACACACAAUAUUUGGAAGAGUAUGUAAAGGAAUGGAAAUUGUCAAGAGACUAGGCAGUGUUCAAACCGAUAACACCGAUCGCCCUGUACAUGAUGUGAAGAUACUCAGGGCAGCCAUUAAAGAGUAGCUUGUUUAACAUCAAAAGUGAAUCGAUUAGAUGCUGACCCUUCAGACCACUUUGUCAUGUUACGGGAGUUUAAUUUCGGAUGAAGCUUAUAAAAAAGUUGCAUGAAAAAUUACUUUUCAAACAUCUCGAUUUCUGGUUUUGGCCAAUGUGAUACUUGUUACUAUCAUCACAUUCGAGAUACUUUCUGUAUUUGAAACGCUGCUAAAAAAACACCAGGUUUAAAUGUUUAAUUCUACUAUAUGCAGCUGCUACUAGCUUACUGUCACUGAUAAAUUUUGUCUCGUGGAAUUUUUUUAUUACAGAUUGAAUUUUCAAUUUGAUAUAUCUAUUCGAGUUUUUUGAUAAUA
Messenger RNA from Erythranthe guttata (spotted monkey flower), 903 nucleotides. RefSeq names its product Cyclophilin-like peptidyl-prolyl cis-trans isomerase family protein. The record is from RefSeq and is a predicted model, not a curated record. Gene Ontology annotation, cellular component: catalytic step 2 spliceosome. Gene Ontology annotation, biological process: protein folding; protein peptidyl-prolyl isomerization. Gene Ontology annotation, molecular function: peptidyl-prolyl cis-trans isomerase activity. NCBI's taxonomy places the organism in Eukaryota, Viridiplantae, Streptophyta, Magnoliopsida, Lamiales, Phrymaceae.